CCGGCCGUGCUCCGAUCCCUUCUCCCGGCCCCUCCUACCUGCAGCCCCUGGGGCUCGGCGGGGCUAAGUGGCGCGCGAAGAUCCCGGCCGCCGAGCCCCGCCCCUGUCCCGGGCUGCUGCCUCGGGUUCGCCUAAGGCCCAGCAGCCCUCCUCCAGAAGUCUCCUCGCGGCCUGCAACCCCCACCGCCACUGACCACAGUGGGCUCGCCGUCUCCCCGCCCCCGCGUCAGCUUCUGGGGACCCGCCCAUAGCCAGUUCGGGGCGGUUGCUCUGGUCCACCAGAUCUCCCCGCCCCCUCCUGCGGGUGCAGGAGGCCGCGGAGAAGAGGCACCGAGUGAACUGGGCCCUAACGAGCAUCACCUCUUAAUCCUCAGAACAUCCCAGGGAGGUCCACAGGGUCCCAUCUCCUGGGCCAUGAGUGAGCUGAAGGACUGCCCGUUGCAGUUCCAUGACUUCAAGUCUGUGGACCACCUGAAGGUCUGUCCCCGCUACACAGCAGUGCUGGCCCGCUCUGAGGAUGAUGGCAUCGGCAUUGAGGAGCUGGACACCCUGCAGCUGGAGCUUGAGACACUGCUGUCCUCUGCAAGCCGGCGACUGCGUGUGCUAGAGGCUGAAACCCAGAUCCUCACGGACUGGCAGGAUAAGAAAGGUGACCGACGAUUUCUGAAGCUGGGAAGAGACCAUGAGCUUGGAGCUCCACCCAAACAUGGGAAGCCCAAGAAGCAGAAGCUAGAAGGGAAAGCAGGACAUGGGCCAGGCCCUGGCCCUGGCCGACCCAAAUCCAAAAACCUUCAGCCCAAGAUCCAAGAAUAUGAAUUCACUGAUGACCCAAUUGACGUACCACGGAUCCCCAAGAAUGAUGCCCCCAACAGGUUCUGGGCCUCUGUGGAACCCUACUGUGCCGAUAUCACUAGUGAGGAGGUUCGCACACUUGAGGAGCUCCUGAAACCCCCCGAAGAUGAAGCUGAACAUUACAAGAUCCCCCCACUGGGGAAGCACUACUCCCAGCGCUGGGCCCAGGAGGAUCUUCUGGAGGAGCAGAAGGAUGGGGCCCGAGCAGCUGCCGUAGCUGACAAGAAGAAAGGCCUCAUGGGACCACUGACUGAACUGGACACAAAAGAUGUGGAUGCCCUGCUGAAGAAGUCUGAGGCACAGCAUGAGCAGCCCGAAGAUGGAUGCCCCUUUGGUGCCCUUACGCAGCGUCUCCUACAGGCCCUGGUAGAGGAGAAUAUUAUUUCCCCUAUGGAGGACUCCCCGAUUCCUGACAUGUCUGGGAAGGAAUCAGGAGCUGAUGGGGCAAGCACCUCUCCCCGCAAUCAGAAUAAGCCCUUCAGUGUGCCACACACCAAGUCCCUGGAGAGCCGUAUCAAGGAGGAGCUGAUUGCCCAGGGCCUUUUGGAGUCAGAGGACCGGCCUGCUGAGGACUCAGAGGAUGAGGUCCUUGCUGAACUACGCAAACGCCAGGCUGAGCUGAAGGCACUCAGUGCCCAUAACCGCACCAAGAAACAUGACCUGCUGAGGCUGGCAAAGGAGGAGGUGAGCCGGCAGGAGCUGAGGCAGCGGGUCCGGAUGGCAGACAAUGAGGUCAUGGAUGCCUUUCGUAAGAUCAUGGCUGCUCGUCAGAAGAAGCGGACCCCCACCAAGAAAGAGAAGGACCAGGCCUGGAAGACUCUGAAGGAGCGUGAGAGCAUCCUAAAGUUGCUAGAUGGGUAGCUCUCACUUUGCUGCUGGCAAUCUUCCUGGUCUGGCAGGGGCCAACUUCCUUCAAAGCCCUGGCCCAUGGCUGCCCAUCAAAUGCCCACGGUCUCUGGAAGGCUGAGGCCCUCCUCCCUGGUCUCUCAGGCUUUGUUUCUAGAUUCCUCUUUUCCUUUUUCACAUCCCCCAUACUCCUCUGUCCCUUGAGGACUUCUCCCUUGUGGUUUUGUUAAAUGCAAACUUAAGAAUAAAGUGACUGCUGUGUUUUCUUAUUUUAA
Jaculus jaculus (lesser Egyptian jerboa) is the source of this 1973-nucleotide messenger RNA. RefSeq names its product transcriptional adaptor 3 (gene Tada3). Gene Ontology annotation, cellular component: SAGA complex. Gene Ontology annotation, molecular function: transcription coactivator activity. Gene Ontology annotation, biological process: regulation of transcription by RNA polymerase II. The record is from RefSeq and is a predicted model, not a curated record. The coding region runs from base 415 to 1713 and encodes 432 amino acids. The transcript is spliced from 10 exons. NCBI's taxonomy places the organism in Eukaryota, Metazoa, Chordata, Mammalia, Rodentia, Dipodidae.